CAUCCAAUAAAUGCAACUCAAUCACUGAUCAAGAACGAUGACAGUUUUACAAUUACAACUCCAGGUUAUCUGGCAAUGUUGGCGAUACUUUAUCGAAAAUAAUAAAAUUGACAACUAAGCAGCUGCUCUCUUAGUUGUAAAACAUUUUGUUUAUUAUUUAAUACAUUUGGUAAUAGUUCUUCUUUUUUUUGAAGUUUUUAAUAAGAAGGAAAUUUUUGUUCUCAUUAAUUUUCGUAUGCAAAAACAAAUAAGUGCUUGUGUAAAAAAGAAUUUUAAACAUGUUAAUGUGAAUGUUUGAAUUUUGAAUGAAGUACUAGCUGACUGAUUUUAACAAUGUCGUCAACCCUUCGGGAUAAAUUGCCGCCACGACGAAAGGGAUUAUCUAAACCAUAGUCGGUGCUUUGCCGCCGAUCGCAGCCUGCUAUCGGCCUCCUUGUAAUGUCCUCAAAAUUAUGAUUAAAAUUACUUAACGAAUUACAUAGUGUUUCCGUAUUUUGUUUAAAUAUUUGGGAGUGUAAAUAUCUUACUGUUUCCUACUUUGAUAAGAUGACACACGCACUACUGGACAUUCAUAUUCCUCUUAAACUUCAAUACCACUGUCGCCCGUACUGACAAUAGCGUGUCUAAUUGCAAGUUGCCGUCACAGCCACAUUCCAUAUUUGGUUAUAUACGUUACGAUAAAGGAGUUGGCUUUUCAAAAACCAACGUUUCAAUCAUGGAAUCUUUUGAGAAACCAAACGACGCCCUUUUCAGGCCGUCUGUUUUUGGCCCCAAUUUAGUAAGUUUCGUUGUAUCGUUUGAUGAGGAUUAUGAACAGUUAUCAUUUUAUCAAUAUUAGAAGCGUUGCACAAAGGUAUCUAAUUUUUAGUCAACUCGGCGACUCAUCUGUUUUGUGAUUUGCUAACUGACAGCAGAGGAACAUUUAUUUUUACUAUUUAUAUUUUUACAUUUAUUAUUUACUAUUUUUAUUUUGCGUUUAUAAGCUAUGAUUAGAAUAUAUUUUAACUGAAAAUGAUUGUAAACAUCAAUAUUGGUCUACUGGGUCAUGUAGACUCAGGCAAAACAUCAUUGGCUAAAGCCUUAAGUACAAUUUCCAGUACCGCAGCUUUUGAUAAAAAUCCUCAAUCGAAAGAACGCGGCAUUACAUUGGAUUUAGGCUUCAGUGCUAUCGUAUUAGAAGCUCCAGCUCAACUGAAAUCGCAAGACGAGCAAAUUAAACAAUUGCAACUCACAUUUGUUGAUUGUCCAGGGCACGCUAGUCUAAUUAGAACCAUAAUAGGAGGUGCACAAAUUAUUGAUUUGAUGCUCUUGGUAAUUGACGUUCAAAAAGGUGUGCAAACACAAACGGCUGAAUGUGUAGUAAUAGGAGGACUUUUGAAGCGUAAACUUAUCGUUGUUAUUAACAAAAUUGAUUUAGUAGAAACGCAGCAGCAAACUAUUGUUUUAACCAAAUUGGAGAAGAAAUUACGAAAGGCUUUAAUAGCUGCAAGUUUUACUGAAAAUUUUCCAAUAUUUCGUGUAUCGGCUCAAAAUGGGCAGGGAAUUCAAGAAUUAUUGAAUGGUAUGAAAAACGAAAUACAUAUACCGGUGCGUCUGCCGGAGAAACCCUUGGUAAUGUAUGUCGAUCAUUGUUUUUCAAUUAGAGGGCAAGGUACUAUUUGUACUGGUACUAUUGUGCAGGGGCAACUUAAAAUCAAUGAUUUUAUUGAAUUGCCUGCCGUAGGGGAACAAUGUAAGGUGAAAUCUUUACAAAUGUUUAAAAAACCGGUACAAAGUGCUGUUAUGGGUGACCGGGUGGGAGUUUGUGUUACACAAUUCAAUGCUAAACAAUUGGAAAGAGGGGUUCUUUGUCAGCCUGGCUAUUUGCAAGCGGUCUAUGCUGCCGUAAUAUUACUCGAACAUGUAAAGUAUUAUAAACUUGCUUUAAAGUCUAAAAGUAAAUUCCAUGUAAGCGUAGGACAUGAUACUGUAAUGGCACGAAUCAUCUUAUUUAGAAGUCUUACAAAUCAACGCGAAUUCAAUAUCAACGAAGAAUAUGAAUACAUUGAUGAAAUAGGACCAUCAGAAAUACAACCCAGUCAAGAUGAAUGCAGCGUUUUUACAUUAUUGGAAUUUGAAAGACCUGUCUAUGCAAUUUCUAAUGGAAUUCUAAUUGCUUCGAAAUUGGAUUUAGAUGCCCAUUGCAAUUGCUGCCGUUUGGCUUUUUGGGGUAAUAUGCAGUGGUGCAGCUCGUCCACGAACUACUUAAACGAACAAUUAAUGCUAUGGAGGAUUUUUAAAAACAAACAAAGACAAGGAAACGUACACAGGCUUGUGAAUUCUCAAGAAAUAAUUGUACAAAAUUUAUUUAGAAAAGAUAACAAUCGGGAACUAUUCAUUGGAAAACAUGUUCAACUUUCAACUGGUGAGACGGGCAUCAUCGCAAGUACUUUUGGCCAGACUUCAAAGGUAAAAAUAACGUUUUCGGAGUGUCUUAAAAGGGAAACUUUGAAAAUCCUAAAAGAAGGCGGAGCAAAUAAUAUUUUAGUGAUACUAAAGUAUAAAAAAUAUACUUUUAAUAAAAAUGCUGGUUUAUGUCAAUAA
Messenger RNA from Glossina fuscipes, 2583 nucleotides. RefSeq names its product selenocysteine-specific elongation factor (gene eEFSec). Lineage: Eukaryota; Metazoa; Arthropoda; Insecta; Diptera; Glossinidae. Gene Ontology annotation, molecular function: GTP binding; translation elongation factor activity; GTPase activity. The transcript is spliced from 3 exons. The coding region runs from base 1012 to 2583 and encodes 523 amino acids. Gene Ontology annotation, biological process: selenocysteine incorporation. The record is from RefSeq and is a predicted model, not a curated record.